AUGCCGGCGAUCGCUUAUACGCUCAUAUCAACCAUGGCUCAUGCUGACGAUACGGUCGUUUUUGAACGAAUGGUAAACAUAUGCUAUGAAGCUCUGGACGAAUUCCUGGAGGAAAUCCGUGAAUCCAAACCGGUUAUGUGCACUUUCUUCUACGUUUAUGCGCUGCGAAAUAUCGACUGUCCGGCAUUCUUUGGAAUUCGCACGGUCGAGAAGGAGUACCGAUUGAUGAAACGUUGUCUGGUGCACAACCAUGACUUCCAUGUGGGUCAGCGGGGUUUGUGUAUAAGUAAUCGUCGUCUAUCUGGAGAACAGGUGGAGGAAGUGUGUAUUUUGAUGGACACUUUUAGAAGUACUCGCGAGCUGAGUGUUUUCGCCACACAUAAUUUCAAGAGACUCUUAACCAUGGCGGAUAUUAGAUCCAUUCGUCGAAGAAGAUCUCAUUCGGAUUCACGUGGCAUCUGGGAACCAGAAGCAAAAGAAGCUGAAAAUUAA
Molecule: messenger RNA, 492 nt
Organism: Echinostoma caproni
Lineage: Eukaryota; Metazoa; Platyhelminthes; Trematoda; Plagiorchiida; Echinostomatidae
Source: the annotation of a GenBank genome assembly